This is a messenger RNA of Biomphalaria glabrata, 846 nucleotides long. RefSeq lists its product as uncharacterized. The record is from RefSeq and is a predicted model, not a curated record. The transcript has a single exon. Bases 1 to 846 code for a protein of 281 amino acids. NCBI's taxonomy places the organism in Eukaryota, Metazoa, Mollusca, Gastropoda, Planorbidae.
AUGGAUGAGUUUGUGAUGGAUGGUGAUGUAAUGGAUGAGCUUGUGAUGGAUGGUGAUGUGAUGGAUGGUGAUGUAAUGGAUGAGCUUGUGAUGGAUGGUGAUGUGAUGGAUGGUGAUGUAAUGGAUGAGCUUGUGAUGGAUGGUGAUGUGAUGGAUGGUGAUAUAAUGGAUAGUGAUGUAAUGGAUGAGUUUGUGAUGGAUGGUGAUGUAAUGGAUGAGCUUGUGAUGGAUGGUGAUGUAAUGGAUGAGCUUGUGAUGGAUGGUGAUGUGAUGGAUGGUGAUGUAAUGAAUGAGGUUGUGAUGGAUGGUGAUGUAAUGGAUGAGCUUGUGAUGGAUGGUGAUGUAAUGGAUGAGGUUGUGAUGGAUGGUGAUGUAACGGAUGAGGUUGUGGUGGAUGGUGAUGUAAUGGAUGAGCUUGUGAUGGAUGGUGAUGUAACGGAUGAGGUUGUGAUGGAUGGUGAUGUAAUGGAUGAGGUUGUGGUGGAUGGUGAUGUAAUGGAUGAGCUUGUGAUGGAUGGUGAUGUGAUGGAUGGUGAUGUAAUGAAUGAGGUUGUGAUGGAUGGUGAUGUAAUGGAUGAGGUUGUGAUGGAUGGUGAUGUAAUGGAUGAGGUUGUGAUGGAUGGUGAUGUAACGGAUGAGGUUGUGGUGGAUGGUGAUGUAAUGGAUGAGGUUGUGAUGGAUGGUGAUGUAAUGGAUGAGGUUGUGAUGGAUGGUGAUGUAACGGAUGAGGUUGUAGUGGAUGGUGAUGUAAAGGAUGAGCUUGUGAUGGAUGGUGAUGUAAUGGAUGAGCUUGUGAUGAAUAAUGAUGUAAUGGAUGAGCUUGUGAUGGAUGUGAACUGGAUGUAA